AUGGCUGCCCCUGACACGGCCGCGUUUCCCAACUACAAUGUUGACCUUUCUCAUGUGGAGGACCCCAACGAGCGUCGUCGAUUAGCCCUCGCACGCAUCGACGACGCCCCGUUCGGAUGGCGUCACGCUCGUGCGGUCGUUGUAGCCGGGGUGGGCUUCUUCACCGACUCCUACGAUAUCUUCGCCAUCAACCUCUGCUCAAGCAUGCUUGGUGUUGUCUUUUGGGAACACGCGACCAACCGCCCUGGCAAGAUCCCAUACAGCUCGGACACUGCCAUCAAGGUCUCCACCUCGGCUGGUACCGUCGUCGGCCAGUUGUUCUUUGGAUGGUUGGCAGAUAUUGUCGGUCGCAAGCGCAUGUACGGGAUUGAGCUGAUCAUCAUCAUAUUGGCUACAUUGGCACAGUGCUUGUCCUCGAAUUCUCCUGCAGUGUCCAUCACGGGCCUUUUGGUCUUCUGGCGUACAGUGAUGGGUAUCGGUAUUGGUGGUGACUAUCCAUUAUCUUCAAUCAUAACUUCAGAGUUCGCGAAUACAAAACAUCGAGGUGCCAUGAUGGGAGCCGUCUUUGCCAUGCAAGGCUUUGGACAGUUUGCUGCUGCAAUUGUCGCGCUAAUUGUGACGGUAGGUUUCAAAGGCUCCCUGGAGUCUGCAGCCUCCGUGACCUUUUACGGGCUUGGUCUUAACAAUUCCAUCAUUCUGACAGCCAUCGGCUGGAACGGUGGGAGUACUGUAUAUGAGUACUUCUACCGCAACGCUGUGGGCAACCUGAUCUUGAUCUGUGCUGGAGCCAUUCCAGGAUACUGGGUGACGGUUGCAACAGUCGACCGGCUGGGCCGCAAGCCAAUCCAGAUUACCGGAUUUGUGAUAUUGACCAUCAUAUUUAUCAUCAUCGGGUUCGCGUAUGAGCCGCUGAAGAGGUCCGACAACGGAUUAUUGGCAUUGUACGUGGUGGCACAAUUCUUCUUCAACUUUGGGCCUAACGCCACUACGUUCAUUGUGCCAGGGGAGUGCUUCCCUACGCGGUAUCGAUCAACCUCGCAUGGGAUCAGUGCUGCUUCUGGAAAGAUUGGUGCCAUCAUUGCGCAGUGUGUAUUCGGACCGCUGGCGCAUCGAGGAGCGAAGGAAGGCGUUAACUCGUCCGAUACGCCGUGGCUCAAUCAUGUAAUGCAGAUAUUUGCACUGUUCAUGCUGUGCGGGUGCUUAACCUCGUUGCUUAUUCCAGAGACGAAGCGUCUGACUCUGGAGUAUUUGUCUGGCGAGGAACCUACACGCACACCCAGGGUCACAGCCUCUGAACAGGAGCAGGGGCCGAAGCGGGAUGGAACGUAG
Messenger RNA from Aspergillus luchuensis, 1329 nucleotides. RefSeq lists its product as uncharacterized. Gene Ontology annotation, molecular function: transmembrane transporter activity. Gene Ontology annotation, biological process: transmembrane transport. The transcript has 3 exons. The coding region runs from base 1 to 1329 and encodes 442 amino acids. Lineage: Eukaryota; Fungi; Ascomycota; Eurotiomycetes; Eurotiales; Aspergillaceae. The record is from RefSeq and is a predicted model, not a curated record. Gene Ontology annotation, cellular component: membrane.